Pantherophis guttatus is the source of this 6151-nucleotide messenger RNA. It is a transcript of the gene MAFF, whose product is annotated as MAF bZIP transcription factor F. Lineage: Eukaryota; Metazoa; Chordata; Lepidosauria; Squamata; Colubridae. Gene Ontology annotation, molecular function: RNA polymerase II cis-regulatory region sequence-specific DNA binding; DNA-binding transcription factor activity, RNA polymerase II-specific. Gene Ontology annotation, biological process: regulation of transcription by RNA polymerase II; regulation of epidermal cell differentiation. The record is from RefSeq and is a predicted model, not a curated record. Gene Ontology annotation, cellular component: nucleus.
UCCCAAUGAGACAAGUGUAUGAAUGUGAUCUCAGCAAUAACUAUUUAGAUUUGUAGCCAAAUCACUAAUGGCUCUUAAAAACUUAAUUUUGACCAGAGGAGGAAAUAAUAAUAAAAAAAUACUACUUAAAUUCUACUUUCAAAGAAAGCACAACUUUCCUUGAUGUGCUUAUAUUUUCAGGGGAUAUAUUCUCUGGUCAUCUCUCAUGUUGUGAACUAAGAACUCUAUGCUUUAUUCUGAAAUAUAUAAAUAUUGGUGACCUAAUUCUAGGAAAUCACUGCAGAUGAUUGAAAAAUAUACAUAUGAUCUUAUGCUUCAAAUUUUAUCCCUGGUACUGCAGAAAGCCUGUGAGAUGAAGUGAGAAGUUUAGAAAUCCUGACUUCAGAGAUUGAAGUUAGAUAUCAAAUGUUUGUACUUUCUGAGAGAUUGAAAAAAAAAACACCUAAAUCUCUCUCAAACAUUUUCAGUGUUACCUAUGGCUGCUCUUACUUAUUCUGUACUUUUCCAUUUACUUUCACAUCCUCAAAUCCUAGACUGAGAAUAAAUAUCACAUCAAUAUCUGAAAGUAAAUGUUGAAUAUUUUAGUGAUAAUUGGAUUUUCAUUAGUGUGAAGGAAUUGAGAUUUUGGAGGAGUAGAUAAAAGUACAAAAUAUUUAUUUGGAUUUGUUUUGUUUAUUUAAAAUAUUUAUAUAGCUAUCCAUCUUAUAACCAACUCUGAGCAGCUCCCACUCAAAGUUUCCUAAAAGAGUUAAAUAGAUGAUAAUUAACAAAGGAGUAGAGAUAUCUAACCACCCCCGUGACUCUGAAAGAAUUUCCUGUUCACAUCUAGCCACAUCAUAAUACUUAAAACUAAUAAAAUAAUUUAGGGCAAUAUAUCUCUCACAUUUAACCUCACUUCAAAUCUUGGAAGAAUUAGGCUGGAACAACAGCUGUUCCAAAGUCAUCAAGAGCUCACCAGAUAUAUGAGCUCAGUCUGAUCUUUGCACACUAAUACGCUGGGCUUUACAUUUGGGUAUCUUCAGAUCCCAUAUAUGAAUAGUUUAUGCAAACUGAAAUUUAGCCUUUUACCUACUAGAUUACAUUUCCCAUAGCAUAGAUGUGAACUUUAAUACAACACUUCUGGAUUGGGAACUUCAAAGAAAAUUGACAGCACUAGAAACCACUUGCAUGAAAUCAUGCUAUUAUAAAGUAAAAAUUCAUUGGUGCUAUCCAUAUUCUUAAGAGCUCAGCAACAUGUGGGCAUAAUCCUUAAAACAUACCUAUACAUUUGAACAAACCUAUUCUCAGAAUGAAGAUGGAUAUAUGAUGCCACUAGGUACCAAUACAUACAGUACAUGAUGAAACUAAGUAUUAGGGCAGUGUUUCUCAACACUGUGGAAUUCUGGGAGUUGUAGUUCAUACAUCUUAAAGUUGCUAAGAUUAAGAAACUAUGUAUUAGGAGAAUGGAAGCUCCUUGCUGUCUGCUGUUGCUGAACUACAAUUCCCAGGGACCUCAGGGGCAGGUAUGAAGAAUGCUGAAAACUGCAAUUCAGGGACAUCUGUAGAACCACAAAUUCUCAACUCUUGCAACUGAACUGAAAUAAUAAUUUAAUAAACUAUAAACGCCUUAGUCUGAGCUUCACCUACUGUUUCCAGAAGGCUUCCAAGAAUAAAAUACAAUGUUGUGACUACUAGUUGCCAAAAGCUCUAUAUAGCACAGUUGUAUUGGAGGUCAGUUUUCCAAGAAGAAUGACAAAAAGGCAAAUGUCAGCAAGAUGUUCACUUUAUUGAUAAAUUAUCAGAAAAAUGCCAGGAUCAUUAAAGAAAGAGAAAGGGUGGUGGGAAAGAAUGGAAAAUUCUAUAUAUUUGUCCUCAAUUUUAUACACUACUGCUGCUUAGCUUGCUUUGGAAGGUCUCCAUCUAAACAUUAAUGUACAUGUACUGUAUCUGUAGAUUGUUGCUGGACCAUCCUGGGACACAGCUCCUCUGUCCCCUCUCCUUUUAAAAUGCAUUGUAUGUUGUGUCAUACAUUGAACUCCAGGAUUUAAUUAAAAAACUAUUAUUUGAGAUGGCUUGCUGUCCUCAAAGUACUGUUGUGCAAAAUGAAAAGAGCAACUAGAUCCAGCCACCAGGUAUUUUCAGGGUGCCAGGUCUGGAGGGAAAAAAGAAAGAAAAGGACUAAUGUUACUAUGGGCCAUAAUCUUCCAAGAUAUCAGAUGCUGCCAUUGGCCUUACUAUAUAAGAAUCAUUUUUUAAUCACAAAUAUGGCAGUGUAAAAAUAAGGGCUUCCCCCAAAGGAGUUAAACUAAGAAUAAUCCCAAUUUUUGAGGACAGCUGAUCCACAGAUUGAAUAGAUAUAUCUGACUGCAGACACAGCUCUCUAAUGCAGUGUUUUCCAAACACUGUUCUAAUGUAUAAUUCUUAGUAGUGACAUACAUCUGCCCUUUGGGAUGUAAGGGUUUGGCUUAUUAGUCACUCUAGUCCCCAUUCCCCAGUGGACUGAAGUUCUUGUUCUGCCAAAGACCAAAAUGCGUUGCUCUUAUUCCCUCCCUCGUGUCUCCUUUCAGGCCCUGCCAUUUCAGAGACACACCCGUCAGCUGGCUCUCCACUGUUCAGUUUCCUUCUCAGGAAAUGUUUGCCCUUCUGUGUUUCCGGCAACUGCAGAGCAUGUCCAUUAUAAAGUCACUAUACAGUGGAGGAGAGGAUGUACUGGAGAUACCUCAUAUUUUGCUUGGGUGACUAGGCUGCUUCUGGGGGACUGUCAGGAGUGCCCAAGAAAAUGUCAGCUGACAGCUUGUCAACCAAAGCCCUGAAGAUCAAACGGGAGAUGGGUGAGAACACACCACAUCUUUCAGAUGAGGAGCUUAUGGGAUUGUCAGUGCGGGAACUUAACCACCAUCUGAGAGGCCUGUCCAAGGAGGAGGUAGCAAGAUUGAAGCAACGUCGGCGCACUCUGAAGAAUCGUGGCUAUGCGGCCAGCUGCCGAGUAAAGCGGGUGUGUCAAAAGGAGGAGCUCCAGAAGCAAAAGACAGAGUUAGAAAGGGAAGUUGAUAAGCUAGCACGGGAGAAUGCUGCCAUGCGCCUUGAGCUGGACGCCCUGCGUGGCAAGUAUGAAGCGCUGCAGGGCUUUGCCCGCACAGUCACUGCUCAUGGCACUGCCGCGAAGGUGGCAACUGCCAGCGUUAUCACCAUUGUCAAAUCUGGUUCCAACCAGGCCACCUACUCCUAGUGCCUACAAGCCGAGCCAUGAACUAAGUCCUGUUGCCAUGCCUCUGCACAGCUCUUACCUAAAGUGGCUGUAGCUGCACUGGCUCUUUCCUUCUCCCACUUUUGUUCUACCCACUGGAGGAGACACAGUUGACUUGAAGACCAAAUGGCUAAAUGUUGAACUUUGUCCGUAGUCCUUGCCUUCAUUGGAAGAUUGUGGGAAAGUGGUGCCCAACUUGUGUGUAAUUUUAGCUGUCAGUUAUUUGUGAAUUGGAUUACAGUGGCCAGUUAUUUUUCUUUUCCAUUUUAUAUUUGUUAGGUUUUCUUCUCUGCUGCUUCAUACCUUACGACUGAUUAAAUGUAAAACAGAGAGGUUUGAAAAUGAGAUCUUAGUUGGAAAUGCUGCUUCAGAGAAGUUUUGACAGCAAUUAUAGAGAAAGGCAGAUAGCUUCUACCUGAUGGGGGGGAAAAGGAGGAUGCCAAGAUUGAAGUCUCCUUUUAAUGUCUAAAACCUAGUGAUUAUAAUAAUCCAGAUGUUAUCAGAGGAUAUCAAUUUCCCAGUUUCUUGGUGCGUUGUUCAGACACAAGUCUAGGUAUUCAUGUAUAACUCUGUCUGCUUUUUGUUGUAAACCAUAGUUCCCAGUUACCUACUGUUUAAUUCAGAGCCUCUUGAUUGCAUCAGCAUGAAAUUGUUGUUUUACAAGAAUCAGUCUGAGCCUUUGAUGAGUAGACAUUUAAAUAAGGUCAAGAAAAGUGUCAUUGCUUGGUGACUGCAAGGGUGAUGGAACAACGGAUCACAAAAGGGACAUGGUCAAGAAAAGAGCUAGUUGCUGCUAACCCACCCUAGGAAGAAUAAAGGAAUUAUGCCCAUUGCAGAGAUUGGAGAGACAAUCUCUCUGCAACUGUGUGUGGAUGCAGCUGUGCUCCAAAUACUCUUUUGAUUGUAAAAGUGCUCUUUUGCUAAGGUUAUAAGAUUUAUGGACAAAAUAGAAGCAGUUUUCUAAAGAGGGAGAAAGAGAGAGAGAGAGAGAGACAAGAAAAUGGGAAAAGUAAAGAGGGAGUGUAUUAAAUGAGGCGGGAUGGAUAAAGCAAGUGAGACUGAUGGACAGUGAAGGGUCAUCAGAAUUACAAGUGAAGUUCUAGAGAAGACACUGAGGUCUAAAACAAUUAGUUCCAUGAGGGGUACCAAUAGCAACAAACAGAAUGUAAUGAAGAGACCCUUUUGUAUUUUCUUUCUGUUUUUGCAUUGGCAAAAGACUAGAAAUAGAAACUCAGGAAAGAAAUAUACCCAACUAUUACAGAGAUUAAGACAUUUUAUGUUCAAGAAAACCAAGCUAUAUGAAGGUUGGCCCAACCUCAAGAAGCAUUACAGGCAAUUGGGUGUAGGGUUCUGAGGGGUUCAGAAUCAGUCCUAAUCAUAGUGAUGGGGUGUAACCCAGCACAUCUCUUCCAGUUUCUUUUUUUCCCCAAAAAAGCAAGUUGAGAAAGAUCCAGUCACUUAUAUAGAACACGGAAAAGAGACUUUGGUUGGAAAUACAUUGGUAAGGAAUAUAGUUCCUCUGUGCUGUUUUGUGGCCUAAUUUUUUCCCCAUUCAGCUGUGUAAAAUGCAAGAUGCAUUUCUAUUGAGGAAAGUGUAGUAGCUGAAAUUCAAAACUCUUUUCUUCUUUACAUCUGAAGGAUACAUUUUCACAAGAGCAGCAAAAUAGCUUGAAUCGUAGCCAAAAAUAAUUUCUGUCAUGAAAAUAAAACCUAGUUUGGUCUAAGCUAGCACAAUGGCAGAGUUAGGUUCUCCUGGAUGCCACUGUAUUUGUCUCUUGUUCUUUUAAGAUAAUAUUCUCAUAUGCACUUAGUAGGAUUUACUGUAAAAACCACACACUUCAAUUUUUAAAAAUGUUUACAAUCACAAUCUCACCCCUUUCAUUGUAGCAGCUUUUAUACCGUCCAGUGGUUUUCAUUCUGCCAUGUUGGCUGGAAAUAUGUAUUGCAGAGAACACAAACAUGGAAAAAAACUGAUACCAUUCAAAAGCCUAACUUAGUAAACACACAAAUUUAAACAGUGUAUUGUUUCCCUUUCUCUGCCAUGCUGUCAUGAAUCCCAUAUGCCAUUUAAACCAAGCUGCCUGCAUGUACACACAGAAUAUUAGUAGCAUUGGACUUGUAGAAUCAGCUAUUGAUAUACUGCCUAUCUGUAUGCCUUUUUGGCUAAGCAGUUUUAGCCCAUUGCCUUCUCAUUUUAAAGUGGAUAUGACAUUUUACGUCAAGCAUGGAUGAUAUGAGAAUAGCACAUCUGUACCAAGAGACACUGGCAGCUCCAUUGCUUAAGAAACUGGGAAGUUUAUACACCUGGGAGACAUGGAUACAGUAAUUCUGUGGAAAGCAUGGAGAAGGGUUAGAUUAGAAGAUUUAGGAAAGUACCUUCUUCCAUUAAAUAUAUGUUGCUAACAUAAGAACCAGUGAGUAUUUGUGGGUAAUCAUUUCCAGGCAUGUGCCAGUGACUUAUUUAAGUGGCAAAUAUGAUCCAUUUUUAAAAAAGACAUAUGGUUGGGUUUACCCAUCCUGCAGCUUAACGUGACUUCUACCCCUAAGAUGGAAUCAGCUUCCAAACCAGUGUUGUCCAUCCUUCCUCUCCAACCUUUUGAUCCUUAGUGGGGAUUCCCUCUUUAACGUUUCUCCCCUUGUCACCCUAUUUUUCCUUGUUCCUACCCUGUGAUUUAUUUAUUGCACGAAUAUAAGUUAUUUUCACAUUCUUUAUGCCGUUCUGCCUUGUGGCACGGCCGGGAUGUUGGUACAGAGCUGUACUUUAUAUUUUAUAUAUGCAAAUCACAUUUUAUCUUCUAUAGAGCAAGAAAAAAGUACUUAUUUAUUUUCUGACUUACAGUAAGUGUCCUGCCAGACUCCUCUGUAUUUUGUAGAAUUUACAAAUAAAGCCAGAUUUUUUUUCCAAAAUGGAGAAACUGAAAAUAA